This is a messenger RNA of Colletotrichum gloeosporioides, 1620 nucleotides long. Its product is annotated as Nucleolar protein 12. The record is from RefSeq and is a predicted model, not a curated record. Bases 1 to 1620 code for a protein of 539 amino acids. Gene Ontology annotation, molecular function: RNA binding. Lineage: Eukaryota; Fungi; Ascomycota; Sordariomycetes; Glomerellales; Glomerellaceae. The transcript has 4 exons.
AUGGCCAAGGGUAACUCUAAAAUUACGGCCUCAACAAAGGCCAUUGACCCCACUCUCGAUGCACUCUUCGCAUCUAGUGCUGGUCCGGUCAAGGCUCCCUCUACGACGAGAUUCUCCCAAGCGCCGCCCCCGAAAUCAAAGCCCGAAACGGCAGACUCUGACGAAGAACUGCCCGAUGCCGAUGAGGAAGACGACGAGGAGCUUUCGGAGCUGGAGCAAGAUUCCGAGGAAGGAAGCGAUAACGACGCAGAGGCUGGGGCUGAGUCAGAGGAGGAAGAGGCCUCAGAAACGAACGCGAAACCUAAGAAGGAGCGCAAGCGCAAGAGGGACGAGGACGAUAUCGAGGGCAAGUACCUAAGCAAGCUCGCGCAAGCCGAGGAAAAGGAAACGCCCGCAGAGAAGCGCAGCAAAAAAGAGGACAAGGAUGAGGGGGCAGCGUCAGAAGAAGAGGAGGAGUCCGACUCUGAAGUCCCCGUCCAUGAGUCUCUCGCAGCCGAGGGCAAGAACAAGGACAAGAACGACGAGAUCGACAAGGCGAACCGCACCGUCUUCCUUUCCAACGUCGCCUCCGAGGCCGUCUCCAACAAGGCCGCCAAGCGCACCCUCGAAGCCCACCUCACCAGCGUCCUCGACAAGGACGCCACCCCGGCGCAAAAGAUCGAGUCCAUCCGCUUCCGAUCCGUCGCCUUCUCCGGCGGCGCCCUGCCCAAGCGCGCGGCCUACAUCACCAAGGCCGUCAUGCAGGAGACGACAAAGUCCGCAAAUGCGUACGUUGUCUUCUCGACCCCCGCGGCUGCGCGCAAGGUCGUCUCAGAGCUGAACGGCACUGUUGUCCUGGAACGCCACCUGCGCGUCGACAGCGUUGCCCACCCUUCUCCGACAGACCAUCGCCGCUGUGUGUUUGUUGGUAACCUGGGCUUCGUCGACGACGAGACGAUUACCACGGUGGACGAGGCCGGUGAGACGGUGCAGAAGAAGCGCACCAAGGUGCCUGCAGACAUUGAAGAGGGUCUGUGGAGGACGUUCGGCAAGCAAGCUGGCAAAGUUGAGAACGUGCGCGUCAUCCGUGAUCCCAAGACGAGAGUAGGCAAGGGUUUCGCCUACGUCCAGUUCUACGACGCCAACCACGUCGAAGCAGCUCUCCUCCUGGACGGCAAGAAAUACCCUCCCAUGCUCCCCAGAAUCAUGCGCGUGGCCCGCGCCAAGGCCCCUCACAAGACCGCACUCGCAAUGGAGCGCUCAUCCAAGGCGAGGGUCCAAGCCGCGCGCGGCGCACCGGGUAGCACAAGCUACAAGGCCAAGAUCACCCCCGAACAGCAAUCCAUGGCCGGCCGUGCGAGCCGUCUCCUGGGUCGCGCCGGUGCCAUGCGUGAGCAGCGCAAGGGCAGUGACAGGAAGCCCCCUAGGGCCAGCGGCUCUGGUGCUGUUCCUAAGGACGACAUCAAGGCGCCGGAGGCCUUCAUCUUCGAGGGACGUCGCGCCAGCGCCAAGGAUGGCAGGCCCAAGGAUCUCAAGUUCGGCAACAAGCGGGCCAAGGUCAAGGGUCGUGUCCAGAAGUCGAAGCCUACAGGUCGUGGCGCGAAGAGAGCGGAGGCAUGGAAGAACAAGGAGAAGAAGUAA